Molecule: messenger RNA, 1890 nt
Organism: Lodderomyces oxycetoniae
Lineage: Eukaryota; Fungi; Ascomycota; Pichiomycetes; Serinales; Debaryomycetaceae
Exons: 1
Coding region: 1-1890 (629 amino acids)
Biological process (GO): positive regulation of transcription by RNA polymerase II
Molecular function (GO): transcription cis-regulatory region binding; metal ion binding
Source: RefSeq, a predicted model, not a curated record
AUGACGAGCUCAUCCGGAUCAGAGAUGAUAGAGUUGAAAUCCAGCGCUUUGGGCCCUAGUUCAAAACAGCAGUCGGCGCCAUUGCUGUCGCUGUCGCUGCUGCUGCUGCUGCUGCAAGUACAUUUGGAGAAGAAACAAUACCGGAACAAGAAAAAUGGUGGUACAUCACAUAAUGCAAAUAAGGAGAGAAAGUAUGACCACAAGAACGAUAGCGAGUUGACUCAGCUAGAAUUGCAACUAAGACAAGGCAAAAAAGUCAACGGAAGCAGUCGAAGAAACCAAAUAUCCAUCAACCACUUGCUAGAUUUCCAAUCGUACGAGGACUCCGAUGAGUACAACCAAAAAAAACAAAAAAACCGAUCAAGAAGAGGAUCUAGUAAUCAAAAGCAACGCGUUUUGCCACCAAAAUUGCAAUUAACGGGAAUGAAAUUUAUAAACGUUAAUUUUAAGUUUGUUGUGGAUUCGAGACAGUCGUAUAGAAAGCAGGAAUUAGACCCAAAUAUACCGGUUGAUACUGAGAAUAUCAUAUCCAUUAUUGCUCCAAAGUCGAGCUGUCCAAUAUGUCUUUCGAGUGAUUUGGUUGCCCCGAGAAUGAUAAUUUCCUGUGGUCACAUUAUGUGCUUGAAAUGUGUCUUGUCAAUGUUGGAACACGAAGUCCCAAAGGCCAAGAAGAAGGAAUCUGCCGCUGUGAUUGAAAAGUAUAGGGAAUGUCCGCUUUGUUUUUCAAUUAUACGCAAAAGUGAGUUGAAACCCGUGAUUGUUGAUGAUGUUGAUGAACGCUUCGAAGUACCAAAGGUCCACGAUGAAGUGGUCUUGACGUUAAUGGCAAGGGAUCCGCAAAGGACGUUGUCCUUGCCUAAACUUUUGAGAGACACAACUCACAUUGAAGAUUUCCCCAACGCGCGAGAUGCAGAUCUCGCUCCAUACUCGAAGAUUUUUAAAGGCGAUUAUCAGUAUUUGGUGGAGUUGUAUGAAAAGGAAAAAGAGAAUAUUGUGGCUAGUCACAAAAAGGAAAUGUCUUUGUAUGGGGAUGAAACUGCAUUGGUACAACGAACAUUGACUCAUAUUGACAAUGAAAUUCUGUCUUGGACAAGUAAGUUUGCCACGCCACCUUCAAAAGACGCCAAGCCACAGAAGAACGAAAACAGCACACAUCACCAUCAUCAACACAAUCAACUGUUUUACUAUUAUGAAACUGGAUUUAGGGCCAGCUGUACAUAUGUUCUUUCCCCACUCGAUAUGAAAGUUUUGAAGCAUACUUAUGAGAGAUACGAGAACCUACCUUCGAGCGUAGUUGCGAAAAUUGAGAAUAUUAGGUACGAAGAAUUGACAAGUGCGACAUCCAUGACAAAGUACAAAUAUCUCAGUCAUUUGCCUGCAGGGACCCAAAUAGGAUUUCUUGAAUGUUUUUGGGAAAAUCAUCAGUGCGUCUCUCCCGAAACAUGGUCAACCUUUAAAGACGAUUUGGUCAAACGUACUCAGCAAUCGAGUAAGAAAUUUAGAAAAGAAGAGAGAGAUAAAAAGAGAGCGGAAAAUGAUGCAGAGACAGAAUUAAAGAAUUUUUACAAUGAUGCAAUGGGUUCUGAGAAGUUUGAGGCUAUGUCUAUUGCUGACAUCCCACUUCUACCGCGGUCAACCACCACCACCAACAACAACAACAACAACAACAACAACAAUGACGACGACACUGAAGCUGUUGAUCUCCAAACAACUGUGUGGGGAACAAAGAUUCCAAAGAGCAAUAUUAAUGAAAAUGUACCUUCUGGUGAAGAUUAUGACAACAACGACGAUUGGGGUAACGCUGAUGAGUUUAUUAGAGAAGCGAAAGAGAAAAUGAUGACUAUGGGGAGGAAAAAGAAAAACAAAAAGUUAGUGUUGUUAACUUUAUAA